AUGGACCCGGAGCAACUCCUACGAGAGUUCCCGCCCAAGCCGAAGGACGAGGCGUACCUCCGCGCGCUCGCGGAGGCGUCGGGAGGACGCGCCCUCACCGACGAGGAGCGCGCGACGAACGAGAAGAACGCGGACGCGCUGUUCGAGACGUACAAGGUGGCGGAGGUUCGAGAGAUCGAGAAAAAGACGCGUUUGGAGGCGGCGGAGAAGGCGAGAGAGCUGAAGAAGCUGAGGGGCGGGAGCUACCUCGACGCGAUCGCGACCGCGGACGCGAUCGAGGCGAUCGAGCGACACGCGCGAAGCGCGGUGGAAAAACUGGGCGAGCUCAAUAAGAUGCUCCAGGAUCUCCCCGACCCCGCGGUGACGACGCGGGGGGAUUCCUCGAGCGAGCCGGCGUUUAAGGUGGACGAGAUCACCGGCGAGAUUUUCGUCGAGGGCGAGGAGGAUCUCGAGUACGCGACCGGGAGCAGGGUGAAGUUCCUGGUGGACACCCCGGAGAAGAUCUGGGGAUCGCUCGAGGAGGGCGACCUCCUCGGCGCCGCGGAGCGAUUCCUCGCCGCCUCCGACGUGUACUCCGCGCUCGAGCGAGGCGAGGGAGACGACGGCGUCAUGUCGUGGGCGGACGUCCUCAAGAUGUUCCCGCUCGUGAAGCAGCAAGGUCCGCUGCUCGAUUCGUUCCGCGCGCAGAUCGCUCGACGCGCGCGAGAGGAGUUGCGCGCGAAAUCCGCCCUUGACGCGUCUCGGGCGUCCUCCGCCGUCGCCGCGUGCGUCCUCGUCGAAGACCUGUCCGCCGCAGAGGCGCUCGCGCUGGCGAUGCAGUCGCGCCGCGCGCACGCGCGGGCGAUCCUGCGACGCGGCGCGGAGGGGAAGACGCGCGGGAAGGCGGCGAACGCGCUCGCGAGGACGCUCCUCGACGCUCGGCGAACGACGCUCCUCGCGUCGCGGUGCUUCCUCCCGCGCGUCGGGGACGGGGACGGGGACGGGGACGGGGACGGGGACUUCUCGGUCUCGGUCCCGCGCGCGUUCCGGGACAUCGUGGGGACGUCGUCGGGGUCCGAGGAGGGGACGCGGAGGGAGAUGGACACGUCGUUCGCCGGCGUCGCGGUCCCGAAGCGCGAGGCGGAGCGACGGAGAGCGCGCGUGGAGGCGCGGGCGACGGCGUUGGCGACGCGCGCGCCGUCGCGGAGAGACGUCGCCGCCGCGUGCGAGGCGUACCUGACCGGCGUCGCGGAGGACGUCGCGCGCGCGGUGGAGAGCAGAGGGCUGCUGAAUUCGGUGCGGAGCCUCGGCGAGCUCGCGGCGUUCGAGAAGGACGUGACGCGGAGGAUGGAGCGCGGCGGCGGCGGCGGCGGCGGAAAACCCGGCGCGUCGGACGAGGACCUCGCCGUCUCGGACCUCCUCGGGACCGCGCUCGACGCUUGGGGCGCCCUCGCGGAGAAACCGUUCGUGCAGCGCGCGAGGGCGUUGCUGAGGGACGCGCUGAGCCACGCGCCGACGCGAGCGGCGAUCGACGCCGCGCUGAAGGCGACGACGACGACGGCGGCGGCGGCGGCCGCCGCACGGCCCGCGGCGUUGUGGGGGAAAGGCGCCGUCGCGACGACCGACGACGCCUCGCCCGACGCGCCGUGCACGCCCGGGCGCGAGACCGCGUCGUCGAGCGUCUCUUCCUCCUCGUCCAUCAGCGCGAUCGUCGCGCGAGGGAUCGCGUUGGAAGUCGCGACGACGCUCGCGGAGACGCGACGGGAGGCGUCGGCGCUGACGGCGGGGGGCUCUUCGAGCGCGUCGAGCCGCGAGGAUCGAGCGGCCGCGGUGGAGGAAUACGCGCAUCACGAAGCGCACGCGGGGAUGGCGUCGCUCGCGUCGUUUCUGCGAUCGAAAAUCGCGGAGGAGAAGGAGGACGCGACGGCGACGGCGACGGAACGCGCGCUUCUGAUUGGUCAGACGGCGCACGCGAUCGCGACGGACGCGGCGCCGGAGCUCGCGACGAUGCUCGCGCCGC
Messenger RNA from Micromonas pusilla CCMP1545, 1999 nucleotides. RefSeq lists its product as uncharacterized. The annotation marks the transcript as partial. The transcript has a single exon. NCBI's taxonomy places the organism in Eukaryota, Viridiplantae, Chlorophyta, Mamiellophyceae, Mamiellales, Mamiellaceae. Gene Ontology annotation, biological process: intra-Golgi vesicle-mediated transport. The record is from RefSeq and is a predicted model, not a curated record. Gene Ontology annotation, cellular component: Golgi apparatus; COG complex.